Messenger RNA from Pseudocercospora fijiensis CIRAD86, 2292 nucleotides. RefSeq lists its product as uncharacterized. The transcript has 2 exons. Gene Ontology annotation, biological process: tRNA processing. The record is from RefSeq and is a predicted model, not a curated record. The coding region runs from base 14 to 2242 and encodes 742 amino acids. Gene Ontology annotation, molecular function: RNA binding; flavin adenine dinucleotide binding; tRNA dihydrouridine synthase activity. Lineage: Eukaryota; Fungi; Ascomycota; Dothideomycetes; Mycosphaerellales; Mycosphaerellaceae.
CGCCUCGGUCAACAUGGCGUCGAACGAGAACCCUCUUGAUGCCUCCGACUCUCUGAAGCGGCGUGCGCCUGAUGAUGCGUCUACAGAGAAUUCUCAAAGCGACAUCUUGCCUGGUGAUUCAGCCACGACUCGAGCGCAGAAGAUCGAGCGCCAUGGCCAUGACCAUAAUGGACAACUGAAGGGCAAUGGCGAAUUUGAGGAGCCACCUAACAAGCGCAUCAAACUUGAUAAUGCAUCUUCAGAGCCAGAGCGACCAGAACGGCAGAAAGGUGUGGCUCCAAUCAAGAAGGAAUAUCUGGUGGAUGUGACCAAUCGCAAGUCCGACAAUCGCGCUCAAUAUGAUGACGAUGCCGCCGAAGCGGGAGGCAAGGCGUCAGAAGAGACAACAGGUGGUAGGGGUGGCAAGAAGACCAAGGGCGGACAAAACACAAAUCGCAGCUGGGGAAGCUCCAAGGAUGCUAUACAAUUGUGCAGGUCAAGAGCACAUGCGAACGAGUUCUCGCCUAUCACCUGCUCAUUUGGCGCAAGAUGUAAGCAUGAACACGAUGUUAGACGCUACCUAAAACAUGGCAAGCGAGAGGACAUGCAAACCUUCAAUGGCCAAUGCCCCAUCUUCGAGCAAAAGGGCAAGUGCAGAGAUGGAUGGAAAUGCAGAUGGGCCAUGAGUCACGGGAAAGAGAUUGAGCACGAAGAUGGCCGGAAAGAGCUUGUGCAGAUUGUGAAGGAUGAAGCAAAUGCUCUCGCAGAGCAUGGCAAAGCAGACUGCGAAGAUGAAGACUCAGUAGGGGUGGUCAAUGUCGUUAGCAACGCCGACAAGAUCAUCCUCCGCAAGAAGAAAUGGCCGACGCCGAAAUCCGACAAGAUGGUCAAAUGGCUAGACCAGACCCAGACUGGUGGCGAUGAUAGCAAGCAGGCCAAGGAAGAGCGACAGAACAACGCAGCGAGAUUCACCGAGCCACCCUUACGGCCUUCAGAGAAACGGCGCAUCUAUUAUGGCCCUGAGACUCCAGUACUUGCGCCUCUCACAACUCAAGGCAACUUGCCAUAUCGUAGGCUCUGCGUUGAACUUGGAGCGCAAGUCACAUGGUCGGAAAUGGCAAUGGGUCUGCCAUUGAUACAAGGCGAGAAGCAGGAAUGGGCGUUGGUGAAAGCACAUGAAUCGGAGCUGCAGUCACCGGCUUAUUUUCCAAAGAACAUCGUGCAUGACUACGACAACAGCAAGGACAUUCGAUUUGGCGUGCAGAUGGCUGCCAACAAACCUUGGCUAGCCUUGAAGACCACCGAAUGUCUGACAGCACUGUGUCCGAAUCUACGAGCAAUCGACUUGAAUUGCGGCUGUCCGAUAGAUCUCGUCUAUCGCACCGGCGCAGGAUCAGCUCUCCUUGACGCUCAUGGCAAAUUAGAAAAGAUCCUUCGCGGCAUGAACACUGUUUCUGGAGAAGUGCCUAUCACCGUGAAGAUCAGAAUGGGGACCAAAGAUAAAGUCCCUACUGCCGAGAAGCUUUGCCAGAAGCUCAUCUUGGGCGGACACGAAGCACAAGAUAUGAAUCUCGGCCCUGCAGGUGUCGCAGCAAUCACUCUCCAUGGCCGAUCUCGUCAGCAACGAUACACUCGCAGCGCAGAUUGGGAAUACAUCGCCGAAUGCGCAACUUUGGUCAAGAAACUUCGAGCCGAUAGCGCCAAAGCCCAAGACACCAUCCGUGAACCCGACGCACGAGACAUGCCCAAUACCUCCGACGGCCUCCCCUACUUCUGCGGCAACGGCGACAUCCUCUCCCACAUCGACUACAACGAACACAUCUCCAACGCCAAAGUCGACAGCAUAAUGAUCGGCCGCGGCGCCCUCGUCAAACCCUGGGUCUUCGAAGAAAUCGAAAAGAACCAAUACCUCGACAAAUCCGCCACCGAACGUCUCGCGUACGUCGAAAAAUUCUGUCGUCAUGGACUAGAAUACUGGGGCGCAGACGAAAUCGGUGUGGGCAAUACACGACGUUUCUUACUCGAAUGGUUAUCAUUCAGUUGUCGAUACGUCCCGAUCGGGUUGCUGGAGUAUUUGCCACCGAAAUUCGGGGAUCGGCCUCCUGCGUUUAGGGGAAGGAGUGAUUUGGAGACAUUGUUGAGUAGUGGGAAUUAUAAGGACUGGAUCAAGAUCAGUGAGAUGUUUUUGGGUCCUGCGCAUAAGGAUUUCAACUUUCAGCCGAAGCAUAGGUCGAAUAGUUAUGAGAUUGAGGCGGAGGGAUGAUGGAGUAUAUAUGCAUGUAGUAGCUAUCAGUAUUGAGAAGGACUGCCCUG